Molecule: messenger RNA, 1894 nt
Organism: Truncatella angustata
Lineage: Eukaryota; Fungi; Ascomycota; Sordariomycetes; Amphisphaeriales; Sporocadaceae
Product: UbiA prenyltransferase family-domain-containing protein
Exons: 1
Coding region: 96-1646 (516 amino acids)
Biological process (GO): heme biosynthetic process
Cellular component (GO): membrane; mitochondrion
Molecular function (GO): protoheme IX farnesyltransferase activity
Source: RefSeq, a predicted model, not a curated record
GGUGUAUCUCGACUCGCGCGACGCCAUGAUAAAUCGGCCGAAUCGACCAAUUGACCCGUAAUAUCUCAGAAAAUGGGUCAUGGUCCUCGUUCGCGAUGAAUAUACGGUCGCCCAAAAUAUUGCUCCCUCCAGGCGCCGCCCACGAUAUUUGCUGGCGGUGCACGUCGCAGCUGUCUCGAACCCAGGGACCAGGCCUCGUCUCUGCGAGGAGCUUCACCCAGAGCUUCGCGCCGCGGAAUCGUGCGGUACCCACGAGGUCUAGCCGGCUGAAGGCUGGAUAUUUCUUCGCUAAUGGCUCCGUCCCAGAGACACAGACGGUAGACGGCCGGGCUGGGAGGCAGUCCAUCUCUUUUACCGCGCAUGGAAGACCCAACGAUACACAGACUACGACGACGUCAUCGACACUACCACAUUCGAGCCAAGACUUGCCACAUAGGAGACGGCAAGUUGCAAGGCGGAAGGAGAAGGCGGCACAAGCACAAGCACAAGCCCAGGCUGCAGCAGCAACCACCCCAGAUGGUUCUCUUCCUGUGGAAGAUGCCUCUUCAGCCUUAACUACUGCUGCCGCCAAGCAGAGCUCCUUCCGCCGCCAAUUCUCGCUCUAUCUAUCGCUCUCCAAGCCCCGACUUUCCAUGCUCGUGGUCCUGACAGCCAUGUCCUCGUACGCGCUUUACCCAGUCCCGGACUUCCUUUCGCCUUCCAUAGGCCUCGACGCCCCGUCGCUGUCGCCCCUGACCCUCGCGUUCCUCACAACCGGUACCGCAUUAUGCUCUGCCUCGGCGAACUCAUUGAACAUGCUCUACGAGCCCAAAACGGACGCCAUGAUGUCGAGGACGCGAAAUAGGCCGCUGGUGCGUGGCCUGCUCUCCCAGCGCAAGGCUGUCAUGUUUGCCGUACUGGCAGCAGCCACUGGAGUUGGCGCAUUGUACUUUGGAGUCAACCCGACCGUCGCUGCUUUGGGCGCGACCAACAUAGUUCUUUAUGCAGGAGUAUAUACGCCCAUGAAGCGUCUGCAUUGGUUCAAUACCUGGGUUGGAGCUAUCGUCGGAGGAAUCCCCCCACUCAUGGGUUGGGCAGCAGCAGCCGGAGAGUCUGCAAAAGACACAGGUGGCUUCGAAGAACUACUUCUCACCAGGGACGCGAUAGGAGGAUGGCUACUGGCAGGCUUGCUGUUUGCUUGGCAGUUCCCCCACUUCAUGGCCUUGUCCUGGUCUAUCAGAGAGGAGUAUAAAGGAGCCGGGCACAAGAUGCUUGCUUGGAUCAACCCGGCGCGAAACGGAAGAGUAGCCCUCCGAUACAGCUUGGCCUUCUUCCCCAUCUGCUUCGGUCUCUGCAUGGCUGGCGUCACAGAGUGGAGCUUUGCAGUCACAAGUCUGCCCAUCAACCUCUGGCUGACCAAGGAAGCUGUGCGCUUCUGGAAACAUGAGGGCCACCAAGGCAGUGCGCGAGGCCUCUUCUGGGCGAGUGUCUGGCACUUGCCUGUGGUCAUGGUGUUUGCCCUGGUGCAGAAGAAGGGUAUGUGGAGCCGUGUAUGGAGGGCAGCCUUCGGUGAGCCUACUCUGGAUGAGGACGAGGAGGAAGACUGGGAGGAUGAUGAAGUUGUCGAUGCCGUGCCUUCACCAGUAGUGGCACGCGUCAGCAGCUAACGUAGAGGAAAGCAGCUCGGGCAUGUGUAUUCAAGUGUAUUUGUUAUUGUACCAUAAGAGACUAUGAUACCAGCACCGCGUUAAAGCGCAACAUAUGGGCUCAUCGCCAUUAUAUCGCUCCGUAUAGUAUGUCUUGCCUUUUUGGCCAGUAGUAUAUCUCGAUCGCAUCUUGAUCAAGCCGCCGGUCAGAUCAUUAUGGUAUAAUCAUGGCUAGUCGCUCUCGACUACCCUGCAAAUAAAGAGCGCCG